Messenger RNA from Ilex paraguariensis (yerba mate), 1305 nucleotides. The record is from the annotation of a GenBank genome assembly. Lineage: Eukaryota; Viridiplantae; Streptophyta; Magnoliopsida; Aquifoliales; Aquifoliaceae.
UCGAUUUAUAACUCAGUUGUAGCGCUCGAGGUUGCCUUUUCAUUUUCUCAUGCGGUGUUGCCAGCCCAUACAAUAACUAUGGCUUCUUAAACUCUGAAUCCUCUCUCUCUCUCUCUCUCGCUAGCUCCGUGAAAACCACUUUGCAUCUGUGCGAUUAGUUUCUAUAUGUGUAGCAGGAAAAUACACAAGUAGUUGUAGUUUUUGAGGUUUGAUCUGUGAGAUUCAAGGAACUUUUUCAAUAGAGAGAAGCAGAAAGGGUUUGAAUUGACAUAGAUGGCGGCGUACAGAGCCGACGAUGACUACGAUUACCUGUUCAAGGUGGUCUUGAUAGGAGACUCCGGUGUGGGUAAAUCCAAUCUGCUCUCGAGAUUCACCAAGAACGAGUUCAGUCUCGAAUCCAAAUCCACAAUCGGUGUCGAAUUCGCCACCAGGAGUAUUCGUGUCGAUGACAAGAUCGUCAAGGCCCAGAUUUGGGACACUGCUGGCCAAGAGAGAUACCGUGCAAUCACAAGUGCAUACUACCGAGGGGCUGUUGGUGCAUUGCUUGUUUACGAUGUCACCCGACAUGUCACAUUUGAGAAUGUUGAGAGAUGGUUAAAAGAGCUCCGAGAUCACACUGACUCCAAUAUUGUGAUAAUGCUUGUGGGGAACAAGGCAGAUUUACGUCACUUGCGUGCUGUUUCCACUGAGGAUUCAAAGGCCUUUGCUGAGAGAGAGAGAACAUUUUUCAUGGAGACAUCUGCCCUCGAGUCUAUGAAUGUCGAGAAUGCAUUUACAGAGGUGCUCACACAAAUAUAUCGUGUGGUCAGCCGGAAAGCUCUUGAUAUUGGAGAUGACCCUGCAGCCCUGCCUAAAGGGCAAACCAUCAAUGUUGGGAACAAGGACGAUGUUUCGGCUGUAAAAAAAGUUGGUUGCUGUUCUGUCUAACCACCAGAGUAAAGGAUUGAUGAGCGAUAGACAGUCGUUCUUUGCCUAAACUUGUAAGAACCCAGAUUCAAACUCAAUUUCUUAUUUAUAUAUCCACUAUUUCAUUUUCAAAUACAAAGAUUCUUGAGCUUAUCUGAGGUUGGUCGUCAAUUUGAAGCAUAUAACGAAAUGCGGUAUGGAGAUUCUCCUGCUCACAGAUUGCAAUUUCUUAGUAUUUUCUCAAGUUUCCCCCAUAUGUAUUGUUUCAUUUGUUUACUUCUUCUUGUUUGUAUUGUAUUUUGUUGCACCAUAUUAAUAUCGGGACUAUUACUGACUCAUGUAUUUGACCGAGUCGUAAGUUUAACAUUGGUUGUUAAAAUGGUGAGUUGUUAUCUCAAC